Ordospora colligata OC4 is the source of this 1068-nucleotide messenger RNA. RefSeq lists its product as uncharacterized. Lineage: Eukaryota; Fungi; Microsporidia; Ordosporidae. The record is from RefSeq and is a predicted model, not a curated record. The coding region runs from base 1 to 1068 and encodes 355 amino acids. The transcript has a single exon.
AUGGCAACAGCAGAAGCUCCCGAUGUCUACGAAAAGUCCAAAGGCAUCUCCUCAAUAAUCAGAAUCAUCGGAUGCCCAGAAGACUUCCAGUCUGCCCAGCCUGGCGAGCUUGACGUCUUGGAUGCAAAUACCAUUGAGACAUUCACACUCGAAGAGUUCAAGGCACUUGUACUAGACUGCAGGACCAAGAACAAAGACUUAAUAAUCGCAAGAGUAACCACUCCAGAUCCAGAGGACCAAAACAUCCUCUACAACUUCUAUUAUGCUGCAUCAGAGCUAAAUAGGAUACUAUUCAGGUUCGAGUCAGACAGAAGAUUGCUGCACAGAAUGAAAGUCAGAAACCCUCUUAACAACAUGUACAUCCUUGGCCAGGUUUACUAUUACAAGGUUAUUCCAUUGGAUGUUGAUAGCGCACUAGUCGACUACUUCUUUUCUGAUAUCAAGCCAUAUACAGGAAAAUUAGCCACAAACUCAUCAUCUCAGGUAUUCAAAUCAAGUUCUUCAGACAUCAUAUUCGACAAUGGUAAGCUCAACACUCCACCAAAUCUAUCAGAAACAAGAGAAACACCACACAAGCCAUACUCAUCCAAAAACUCCCCAAAGGAGGUAAUAGAAAAACUACAGAAAGGUCAGAUCUCCAUCCCAAAGUCAACCCCUGCCGAUAGAAGUGUGUCAUACAACGCCAGGUACUUUGCAUCUGAUGAUGACUUCCUCAUGCAGCCAGAGGUAAGAGAAUAUUUCCGUAAAAACACGUUAGAUGCAGACGAUGACUUCCUCUUUGAAAUCGAUAGAACACAGAACGAUUUCUUUGCACUCCUUGAAACUGCAUCAGAGGAUGAGAACGAAGAGGCCCUUGGCUGGAAGCGAGUUCUUACUGCCCAUGUAAGCAUGCUAGUCACGCUACUUACAGUAUGCCUUGUUCUUGGUGUUGGUCCUCAAAUGGUUCUUAUUGCACUUCCAUUAACCGCUUUACUGAUAUUCUCCUUCAUCGGCUCGAUUUUUUAUAUCUUAUUCUGCCGAAGAAAUACAUUCGAUACCUUGGCUGCCAAUAACGUUGAGGAGCUGUAA